Molecule: messenger RNA, 4553 nt
Organism: Populus nigra (black poplar)
Lineage: Eukaryota; Viridiplantae; Streptophyta; Magnoliopsida; Malpighiales; Salicaceae
Product: putative disease resistance protein RGA4
Exons: 5
Coding region: 311-3574 (1087 amino acids)
Biological process (GO): defense response to other organism
Molecular function (GO): ADP binding
Source: RefSeq, a predicted model, not a curated record
ACAGCCACUGGAAAAGAAUUGAGUGCAGGGAAGAAUACGUUUACCAACCAACAAGUCAAUAUAGUAGACAAAUGUUGUCUUCAAAUCACAGCCAUGUUCCAUUUCUCAUCUCAUCCUGUUUAGUCAAGGAUCUUAGCAGAAGAAAAGCCCAUCACCAAACACUUCCACCUUUUCCAUUUCUCAUCUCAUCCUGUUUUAUCUUCUCCGUAUUUGCUUACCAUUAAUUUGCUCACCUCCUCUGCUUUUCGUUUUCCUUGCACCUUUUCUACUUCUUCUCUACAUCCAUUUCUUUCCCAUUCCAAAACAAGCUAUGGCUGAUGCAGUUCUUUCUGCUCUCGCGUGUACAAUCAUGGGGAACUUGGAUUCCUCAUUUCUUCAAGAGCUUGGACUUGCUGGGAGCCUAGAGACUGAGCGUGAAAAUCUCAACCGCACGAUCAGAACUAUUCGAGCUGUGCUUCAAGAUGCUGAGGAGAAGCAGUGGACGAGUGAGGCUAUAAAGGCGUGGCUCAGAGACCUCAAGGAUGCAGCUUAUGAUGCUGAUGAUUUGCUAAGUGACUUUGCAAAUGAAGCUCAGCAGCAUCAGCAGCGAAGAGAUCUCAAAAAUCGAGUACGACCCUUCUUUUCUAUCAAUUAUAAUCCACUUGUUUUUCGACGAAGAAUGGUGCAUAAAUUGAAGAGUGUUAGAGAAAAAUUAGAUUCCAUUGCCAUGGAGAGACAAAAGUUCCACCUAAGAGAGGGGGCCGUGGAGAUAGAAGCAAGUAGUUUUGCUUGGCGUCAGACUGGGUCACUUGUGAAUGAAUCAGGAAUUUAUGGAAGGAGAAAGGAGAAAGAAGAUCUGAUCAACAUGCUGCUCACCAGUUCAGAUGAUUUCUCUGUUUAUGCUAUAUGUGGAAUGGGGGGGCUGGGUAAAACAACACUUGCUCAAUCAGUCUACAACGACGGAAGAAUAGAAGAGCAUUUUGAUUUGCGGGUUUGGGUGUGUGUAUCUGUUGAUUUCAGCAUUCAAAAAUUGACUAGUGCCAUCAUUGAGUCCAUUGAACGCGCUAGUCCAAAUAUUCAACAGUUGGAUACUCUUCUACGACGCCUCCAAGAAAAGUUAGGUGGUAAGAAGUUUUUGCUCAUGUUGGAUGAUGUGUGGGAAGAUGACCAUGGUAACUGGAGCAAAUUGAAAGACGCAUUGAGUUGUGGAGCUAAAGGAAGUACAGUUAUUGUGACUACUCGUUUGGGAACUGCUGCUGAUAAAAUGGCCACAACUCCUGUUCAACAUCUGGCGACAUUGUCAGCAGAGGAUUCCUUGCUUUUAUUUGAGCAGCUUGCAUUUGGGAUGAGAAGUGCAGAAGAGCGUGGUCGCUUGAAAGAGAUUGGAGUAGCGAUAGUUAACAAGUGUGGCGGGGUUCCCUUGGCGAUAAGAGCUCUUGGAAGCCUGAUGCGCUCGAAGAAAACUGUACGUGAGUGGUUGAAUGUCAAAGAGAGUGAGAUUUGGGAUCUGCCGAAUGAAGGAAGCUGGAUUUUACCUGCCUUGAGUUUGAGUUACAUGAAUCUAAAGCAAUCUGUGAAGCAGUGCUUUGCAUUUUGCUCUAUAUUCCCUAAAGAUUAUGUCAUGCUGAAGGAGCGGGUGGUAGCUCUAUGGAUGGCAAAUGGCUUCAUUUCUUGCAAUGGGAAAAUAGAUUUGCAUGACAGGGGUGAAGAGAUUUUCCACGAAUUAGUUGGGACGUCUUUUUUUCAAGAAGUCAAGGAUGAUGGGCUGGGCAACAUAACAUGUAAAAUGCACGAUCUUCUCCAUGAUCUUGCACAGUACAUUAUGAAUGGAGAAUGUUAUUUGAUCGAGAACGAUACAAAGUUGCCAAUUCCUAAAACAGUUCGUCAUGUGAUGAGUGCUUCCGAGAGAUCACUACUGUUUGCUUCAGAAUACAAGGAUUUCAAACAUACAUCUCUGCGCUCAAUUAUUCUUCCUAAAACAGGAGAUUAUGAGAGUGAUAAUUUAGAUCUUUUUCUCACUCAACAGAAGCAUCUAAGAGCCUUGGUUAUAAAUAUUUACCAUCAAAAUACAUUACCAGAGUCAAUUUGUAAUUUGAAACAUCUAAGGUUUCUAGAUGUCUCCUAUACCUCCAUCCAAAAAUUGCCUGAAUCAAUCACCUCCCUCCAAAACCUUCAGACACUAAAUCUGAGAUGUUGCGCUAAACUCAUCCAAUUACCAAAAGGUAUGAAGCACAUGAAAAGUCUCGUCUAUAUUGACAUCAGAGAUUGUUAUUCACUUCGAUUUAUGCCUUGUGGAAUGGGAGAGUUGACUUGCCUGCGAAAACUUUGCAUUUUCAUUGUGGGUAAGGAGGAUGGUCGUGGCAUAGGGGAGCUGGGAAGGCUGAAUAAUCUUGCUGGUGAAUUUAGAAUCACAUAUCUUGAUAAUGUUAAGAAUUCAACAGAUGCCAGAAGUGCGAAUUUGAAUUUGAAAACAGCUCUUCUAUCACUGACUCUAUCCUGGAAUUUGAAAGGAGAUUACAAUUCAUCUUCGGGGCAAUCAAUACCAAAUAAUGUGCAUUUGGAGGUUCUUGAUAGGCUUCAACCUCAUUCAAGUCUGAAGAAGUUGAGAAUAGAUGAAUAUGGAGGUUCAAGAUUUCCAAAUUGGAUGAUGAACUUGAUGCUACCAAAUCUAGUGGAGAUAGAGCUAAGAGACUGUUACAACUGUGAACAACUUCCACCAUUUGGGAAACUACAGUUCCUCAAGGAUCUUCAAUUAUAUAGAAUGGACGGUGUGAAGUGUAUUGACAGCCAUGUGAAUGGAGAAGCGCAAAAUCCAUUCCCAUCUUUGGAGACGCUGACUAUUUAUUCAAUGAAGAGAUUAGGGCAAUGGGAUGCGUGUAGUUUCCCUCGCCUUCGCGAAUUGGAGAUCUCUUCCUGCCCUCUGUUGGACGAAAUACCAAUUAUACCCUCCAUCAAAACAUUAACCAUCCUGGGAGGCAACGCUUCAUUGACGUCGUUUAGGAAUUUCACUUCUAUCACCUGCCUUUCUGCUCUUAAAAGCUUGAGAAUUGAGAGUUGUUAUGAACUUGAAAGCUUACCAGAGGAAGGUCUUCGGCACCUCACUUCUUUGGAGGUUUUAGAGAUAUGGAGUUGUAGAAGAUUAAAUUCUCUGCCAAUGAAUGGGUUGUGUGGCUUAUCUUCUCUUCGUCACUUAUCGAUUCAUUAUUGUAAUCAAUUUGCUUCUCUAUCUGAGGGAGUGCAACAUCUGACGGCACUUGUGGAUUUGAAUCUUAGUCACUGUCCAAAGCUGAAUUCACUGCCUGAGAGUAUCCAACAUCUCAGUUCUCUCCGAUCUCUAAGCAUACAGUAUUGCACGGGAUUAACUUCUUUACCAGAUCAGAUUGGAUAUCUCACGUCCCUUUCAAGCUUGAAUAUUCGGGGUUGCUCUAAUUUGGUGUCUUUUCCAGAUGGGGUGCAGACUCUCAACAACCUCAGCAAGUUGAUAAUUAAUAACUGUCCAAAUUUGGAGAAGAGAUGUGAGAAAGGGAGAGGAGAAGACUGGCCUAAGAUAGCUCACAUCCAUAACAUUAUAAUCAACCAUGAAGAAAUCCAAUGAUACUUGGAUUGUUCAAAGGAUGACUACUUCAUAUGGUACUUUGAAUUUGAAAUGAAUUUGUCGUUUCAGGGAUCUUCUUGUGUGUUCUUGACAGUAAGUCAUCUUCUCCAUCAGCUGCGUCAGUGCUCCUGUCAGGAUUGGUAGAUCUGGAAUGGAUGUGAGGGGCUAAGUAAGGGUAUAUCAUUUUGUGCUCUGAAGACACUUUCUAGUCCGGUUAGUGAUCCCUCAAAGCUUCUCAAGUGGAACUUUGAUGGUUUCAGCUUUGACCACAUUCCUGGAGAAGAAAUUGGACUUCUGUUUUGCCAGGGAGUUUGGAAUUGAGCGGGGGCACACACAAAUUGCAAUACCAAGUCUAUGAGAAAUGAAGGAGGCUAUGAAGUCAUGAAGAAAGUAAUUGAAAAGCUUGGUCUGGGGCAUAAAGAGCGCAUAGCAGCCCAUGGAGAAGGGGAUGAGCAGAGACUCACCGGGCGGCUCGAAACAGCUGACAUUAAUACUUUCAAGUGGGUAAAGGGGAAAAGGAAACGAUUUCCUUGCUGCUCAAGUUCUCUUGUUAUAAAGUGUUUUACAUUUGUUUCUUAACAUCUUGGUAUGGAGAAAGAAGAAAAGGAGUGUUUUGAGGAUAGAAGGCAUGCUUUAAACAUGAAUCCAUAUGUUGUGACUUUCAUGAUUGCAGAAACCACCAUCUUGUGGAAGCCAUGAGAAUGUCAACCAACCCUCCCUAUGAAAUAUUGUUGUUAGUAGUAGUAGUCUUUUCAAUGAACCAUGGGAAAGAUUUGUAUCAGUAGGAUAGACAUCUUUCAAUUUGUUUCCCUUUGAAUUUGAGGCAGCAAGUGACCUUAUCGCUUUGCUUGCCUGACUUGUGAUUCUGCAUUUUGUGUUGAAUAAUGUAAAGGUUUAUUUCCAGUCAUUUUCCAGCUUUCCGGUGCCUGGAGAUUGGUUAAUAAGAUUUUGCUUUGAUGUGAUGCAGAUCACAUCUCAA